Molecule: messenger RNA, 894 nt
Organism: Branchiostoma belcheri (Belcher's lancelet)
Lineage: Eukaryota; Metazoa; Chordata; Leptocardii; Amphioxiformes; Branchiostomatidae
Product: C-type lectin domain family 4 member M-like
Exons: 4
Coding region: 1-894 (297 amino acids)
Source: RefSeq, a predicted model, not a curated record
AUGUCUGACCUGAAAAUGACAGUCCGAAAGCUUGACCGGCAGACAAAGGGCGAUCUGAAAGACCUGAAGCUGUCAGUCAACAAGCUCGACCAGAAGACAACUGAUGAUUUGUCGGGCCUGAAGCUGGCAUUCAACAAGUCCGACCAGAAGACAACUGAUGAUCUGCCAGAUCUGAAGCUGGCAUUCAACAAGCUCGAAAAGAAGACAACUGAUGAUCUGUCGGAUCUGAAGCUGUCGGUCAGCAAGCUGGACACGAAGAUAGCCGGGAUCCAGGCUAACGUCUCUGACUGGAUUCAUCGCCAGCAGAAAGUGAAAGAGGACGUGUCGGCAAAGCUCGUGGAAAAUGAGAAAGUUGUGAACAACGUUGCAGCCAGCGUGACACAGCUGACCAAAUCAGGGCUUGAGAGGGAGAAGAUACUCCAACGUCUGGAGAAGCUGGAGGACAACAUGAAGAACAAACAAGACAAACCGGAGAAGGAGCGCGCUCCGAUACGCCUACCAGCGACCUGUCCAGGCGGUUACAGGAAGUAUCGCGAAGUCUGCUACAAAGCCUUUGACGUCAAGAAGACCUUCUCCGAAUCGUCUGAGACCUGUCGGGCUGACGGAGGCACCCUCGCCAUGCCCCGCGACGCCGGCAUCGACGACUUCCUCGUCUCCUUGAUGAAUCAGAAAUUCGACUUUUGGAUCGGCUUACAUGAUAAGCGACAGGAAGGCAAGUGGGAGUGGAUAGACGGCACCGCUCUGGGGACAGGCUACAACCGGUGGAGGAGCGGUAAACCGUACAACUUUUGGGGGAAUGAGUACUGCGCUUUGUACUACAAGCUUCGCUCAUCGCUGCUCCAGGCAAGUAACCGGACGCCCAUAUAUGGGAAGCGCCCCCGGCUACAGUCGUAA